AUGCAAACAGAAAAUUGCUGUGUCAGUCGACCCCCAAGUCUCAACCCAUCUCGACCCCCAUCUCGACCCCCAACUCGACCCCAUCUCGACCCAUCUCGACCUCCACCUCGACCCCCAUCUCGACCCCAACUCGACCCUCGACCCCAUCUCGACCCCCACCCCAACUCGACCCCUAACUCGACCCCAUCUCGACCCCAACUCUACCCCAACUCGACCCCCAACUCGACCCUACACGACCCCCAACUCGACCCAUCUCGACCCCAUUUCGACCCCAUCUCGACCCCCAACACGACCCCCAACACGACCCCGACCCCAACUCAACCCCAACUCGACCCCAACUCAACCCCCAUCUCGACCCCCAACUCGACCCCAUCUCGACCCCCAACUCGACCUCUAGCUCGACCCCCAACACGACCCCCAUCUCGACCCCCAACCCCUAACUCGACCCUAACUCGACCCCUCUCGACCCCUAACUCGACCCCUAACUCGACCUCCACCUCGAACCCCAACGCGACCUUCACGACCCCCAACCGACCCCUAACUCGACCCCAACUCGACCCCCAACUCAACCCCCAACUCGACCCCCAACACGACCCCCAACUCGACCCUCCAACUCGACCCCCAACUCGACCCCAUCUCGACCUCGACCUCCACCACGACCCGCAACUCGACCCCCCAACUCGACCCCCCUCUUUUCCUCCUGGUUGCCCCACUUGUAACACUAACGGCGCUCUUGUGCAAUCAUCCCCUGCAACGCCCCUGCAGCACGAGUGUUUACCCGCCCUCUGGAAACACUCGUCAUAA
Molecule: messenger RNA, 804 nt
Organism: Penaeus vannamei (Pacific white shrimp)
Lineage: Eukaryota; Metazoa; Arthropoda; Malacostraca; Decapoda; Penaeidae
Source: RefSeq, a predicted model, not a curated record